Oryza sativa Japonica Group (Japanese rice) is the source of this 1880-nucleotide messenger RNA. Its product is annotated as E3 ubiquitin-protein ligase RING1. Gene Ontology annotation, biological process: protein ubiquitination. Gene Ontology annotation, cellular component: cytoplasm. Gene Ontology annotation, molecular function: ubiquitin protein ligase activity. Lineage: Eukaryota; Viridiplantae; Streptophyta; Magnoliopsida; Poales; Poaceae. The record is from RefSeq and is a predicted model, not a curated record.
UUUUUUGGUUUGCGCUUGCAGUCUGGAGAGUCGACAACCCCCUGACGGCCUCACCUUCAUCCACUCCAGUCCCGUCCCGUUUCCUUGCUGCCCGGCCGCCUGCCCCUCAACCUCAUCGCGCAAUCUCCAUCACCGUCCGGCGUCCGCGAGCAGCGGUGCAGAGGGCGUCCUUACUCGUUCCGCGCGCCCCGCCCAGGUCAAUCUCCCCGUACCCUCAGCCUCGACUCUCUGAGUCUCCACGCGAUCGACUUCGCCCGCAGCCUGCGCCGACCCUCUCGAUCUCCAUCCAUCCCACGAGGGGAGCACCGGUGGGUGCCGUCGUCCUCCGUACUAACAACAACAGUUCUUCCCCCAAAAAGAAUUUAGGGGGUUCAUGUCCCUGUUGGUACACGAUGAACCCUGCAAGCCGAAGACAUUAUGAUUCUCUCGUCGCGCGAUAUGGUGACCAAGAUGCACUCGCCGACCGUUUCGGCGGCCAAAACGACGGCCCUGACGCCUGGUGGUCCAACCUGCGUGUGCGGAUGUCUCAGGAUCAUCUACUGAGGCACGAGGCGCGGAGGCGAGCCGCCACCUUGGAGGUUUUCGAGGAUAGAGAAAACUCGCAUGAUGGUGCCUUUGGUUGCGGUGACCGGGCCUCUGCUAAGGCCAUGGUAACUCUGCAUCAGCCCAAUUUGGGCGAGACCAGGGAGCAGGAUUGCGCCGUGUGCCUUGAGCCUUUCGAGGAAGGCAACACGCUUAGAAUGAUGCCAUGUUUCCAUUCCUUCCAUCAGCGCUGCAUCUUCAGUUGGCUCCGCAUUAGCCGCAUCUGCCCGGUGUGCCGUUUCACGCUGCCCUCCCAGGCUGAUUUUGAGUCGGAGAAGGCUGAGAAAGAACGAGUUAGUGCUUCACCUGAAGAUGGCAAUAACUGAUUGAUGAAGAUCAAUCUGCUUAGUGAGUUACUUUGCUUGUGUCCUGUCUCACAAUUGAGUUGAUCUUAUUUAUGCUUCAUGGUUGAUAUAUUUAUCAUCUAAAGAUGGCAGCAAUUGUCCUGCUCCACUUAAAUAUUCUUGGUAGAUAUAUUUAUUAGAGUAAAUUUCAGAACAUUCUGUGUUUUGUGGUCUUAAUUGCAUAAUGCUCCGGAUAUUAUGGCAUGUAGCAUAUAACCCUAGUCAUUAUGGUAUCAAGGUUUCGCAAAACCCAGCAUUCACUCAAAUCAUAAAAAAAACAACUUGUUGACACAUAUUCACUUCAUUUUUCAUGCCAUAAACCACUAUGUAUUGUUCAAAUGUUGGUUACUUGAUCAGGAUGACCAGUUUAAUCAGUCAACGUUUUGAACAUUAUUAUGUCAAGGAUGGUAAAAUUAGCUGAAAUUUGAACUAGGAUGGAUUUUAUGAUACUUCUAGGUUAUAGAGCAUAGGGUUAUGUGCCUCGAGUCAUAAUAUCCGGAGGUUUAUGCAACUUUGACCGCAAAAUGUGGUUUUUUGUGAAAUUUACUCUGAUUAGAGUAGAUUUCAGAACACCAUGUAAGUUUAUUUAUGGGAUUGUCAAUCAUAAACUUUGUUGUUUGAUCCAAUAUACUUCAAGGAAGAAUAUUUAUCUCCCGUCUAAUGAAAAAUUAGAAGCAAAGAUGCUGUCUUUUGCAUCAUUGAUGUAAUCUUUUCAUUGGUAACCUUUGUAGAUUACUUUAAUUGUAAUUGGUAGCUCAUCAUUGUUGCCGGGAUCAGGUACCCCCAGGCAAAUGGGUGGUUAUGUUGUAAUCCUCAGCGCCUUGCUGCUGAGCUCGUACCAGUUUCUCCUCCUAAUAAACAUGGCCGGCCCAGUGAAAAGUAUUGUUCAUUGGUAGUUGUCUUUCUCAUUGACACCAAUGCAAGGCCUUGUGCCUGACAUAUGUAAGAAGAAAA